CCAAGGGUUAUCUCACUGAUCCAACGAUCUGGCUCUUUUUUCAGGUCUUUCCCCGAGUCGGUCGGCAACAAUGCCUAUCAGUAGGAUUUUGUGCCAGAGAACCAGAAGGAAGACCAUAAGCUGAACGCAGCGAGUCGGAAUCAAGAUUCAAAUAGAAAGGGGAGCGUAGGUUGGUGUGGUCUCUCAACUCUCGAACGGCGGAUUGUUUCCAUCUCACAACACUGACCCACUGAGUCACCACUCUCUCUUACUGAAUCAAUGGAACUUCCACCAAGAUGGGCUUUCUUACUCUUUUUACUGUUAUCUUCAACAAAGGCCUCUGGAUCGGCAGUAGAUAAAGAAGAGUUCCAAGAAGAAUUGUUGUUGAAGCCGUUGCCUGAUCGGAAAGUGUUGGCUCAUUUCCACUUUGAAACUAGAGCCCCUCCUUGCAAUUCCAAUGGCCGCCGCCACCAUCAUCUCUUCCCUAAAGCCAUUUCUCAGAUGGUGGAGAAAUUCCGGGUCAAGGAAAUGGAAUUAUCGUUCACACAAGGUCGGUGGAACUAUGAACGCUGGGGUGGGUUUGACACCAUGUCAAGCAACAAUGCUAAGCCUCCUGGAGUUGAGUUGUGGGCUGUCUUUGAUGUUCCUAAAGAGCAAGUUGAUGCUUCUUGGAAGAAUUUAACCCAUACCCUUUCAGGUCUUUUCUGUGCUUCAAUUAAUUUCCUCGAGUCAUCUACCAUGUAUUCAGCCCCUGAAUGGAGCUUUAGGCAAGCCUCUGGCAGUCUGAGGUAUGGUAUGCUGCCCCGUGAGGCUGUUUGCACUGAGAACCUAACUCCAUGGUUGAAGCUCCUUCCUUGUCGAGAUAAUGCUGGGCUUUCUGCCUUAAUGGACAGGCCAUCAAUUUAUACAAGUGUUUAUCAUUCUCAGCGACUGCAUUUGACUUCAAAUUCGUCUGAUCUUGAGGGGUUGAAUCCGGGCAUUGUUCUAGAACAAACACUUACUGUUGUUCUUCAUCCCAGUAGUCAAAGAACUAGCUUGACUCAUAUUAGCGAAUCGUAUCUUCAACCAAGCUGGUCUUUGAGUUCAAUUUUUGGUAGGAAAGUCAAUGGGAGAUGUGCUCUUGCUAAGUCUAGUAAAGUAUAUCUUCAGCUUGAGAGAGGCCUAGUUUCUGAACUGGAGAAAAAUAUUGGCUCUGAAGGGUAUGAUGUUGAAGCCAACUUUGAAUUGUCAGUUAAUCCAGACAGGGUACUUAAAGAAGAAAAUAGUAGGCAUGGAAUAGGCUCCUCUUUACUUUAUGAAUUUUCAGUUGACAAGUACAGCAACUCUAAACCAUUUGAUCUAGGCCUGACAUGGAAAUUUCCUGUAAUAUGGUCAUGUGAACAAGCUCCAUUACAUGCUAUUAGAUUUUUGAUGGGAAGCGGGAAUGAAAGAGGUGCAAUUGCUAUCUUGUUGAAAUCUACAGAUUUGAAUGACAGUUCCCCGGGUGCUGAUAGUGCUAGUGAUGGAUGUGAGUUGCAUGUUAAUAUUUUCCAAAUUGUCCCUUGGUAUAUCAGGGUAUAUUAUCAUUCUCUCCAGCUGUUUGUGGAUGAUCAACUGAAGGCAGUUGGAGCUUUUGUGGAAAAGAUACAUGUUAUGCCUUCCAAAGACAAGAUAUCUCCUGGUAUGAUGGAGAUGGUACUGAAGCUUCCUUGUGGUGUGAAAUCAGCUGCUUUGACACUAGAUUUUGAUAAGGGUUUUUUGCACAUUGAUGAAUACCCUCCAGAUGCCAAUCAAGGAUUUGAUAUUCCAUCAGCUGCGAUAAGCUUUCCCAACUUCCAUGCAAGUAUGCAUUUCCCUAGCAACGACUCUGAGAGAGAAUCACCCAUGCUGUCUAAAUUUCAGGAAAGCAGUCCUGUUCUCUCGUACACUGAAGUAUUACUUGUACCUUUGACAACUCCUGAUUUUAGCAUGCCAUACAAUGUCAUCACUAUCACGUGCACAGUGUUUGCUCUGUAUUUUGGAUCGCUGCUCAAUGUACUUCGGCAGCGGGUUGGAGAGAAGGAAAGACUUAUUAAAAGCAAAGCUGCUGCUGUAAAAACCGGUCGCCCUUCUGAACUGCUGUCCAGACUGUCAGCCAAGCUUAGAGGAAGAUCACAGGAGCCUUCCCAAUCACCUUCAGAAUCAUCACCCGUGAUAAAUUCUAAAUUAGUACUUAAAGUCUUGUUAAUGGCUGCACUUGCUGUUGCGUGGCAAUAUUAUUUUGGAUGACAACAUCAAAGGGUAAGUUAGGGACCUCCAGUCCAAUGUACAACAAUACGCGCAGAAGGAAAGCAUUGUAAGGGACGAGUAAAGUGAUUUUUCUACCAUUGAACUACUUGUAGCCCAAUUUUGUAUCCCAAGUCGUACUUUCUUAGGUUCUAUAUUAAUCAAUUGGUAUUUUCGAAA
This is a messenger RNA of Populus nigra (black poplar), 2403 nucleotides long. RefSeq lists its product as uncharacterized. Gene Ontology annotation, biological process: attachment of GPI anchor to protein. NCBI's taxonomy places the organism in Eukaryota, Viridiplantae, Streptophyta, Magnoliopsida, Malpighiales, Salicaceae. The transcript is spliced from 5 exons. Gene Ontology annotation, cellular component: GPI-anchor transamidase complex. Bases 259 to 2226 code for a protein of 655 amino acids. The record is from RefSeq and is a predicted model, not a curated record.